Molecule: messenger RNA, 1671 nt
Organism: Hevea brasiliensis (rubber tree)
Lineage: Eukaryota; Viridiplantae; Streptophyta; Magnoliopsida; Malpighiales; Euphorbiaceae
Product: pectinesterase-like
Exons: 2
Coding region: 1-1671 (556 amino acids)
Biological process (GO): cell wall modification
Molecular function (GO): pectinesterase inhibitor activity; pectinesterase activity
Source: RefSeq, a predicted model, not a curated record
AUGAUUGCCAAACUAAUUGUUACGCUGUUUUCCAUUGUUGUUGUUGUUGGCUGUGUCAUUGGAAUGGCAGGUUGGUUCGACCAAGAGAGUGAAAUGAAAAGUUUAACCUCUCAUCACGUCAAGUUUGUUCAUGACCAAGUUUGUGAACCUACAAAUUACAAGGAAUCUUGCGCUGAAACUCUUGAAUCUGUGAACAGUACGGACCAUAAUGAGUUUAUUAAGGCAACUAUUUUAGCUGCAUCCGACGCAGUGAAGGAAUCGAUAAAGUUCUCCAGGCGUUUGGGACGUAAGGCUAAUAAUGAGUCUUGGGAGAAAAUGGCCUUAGAUGAUUGCCAAGAAUUGCUCGGAAAUGCUAUGCAGGAGCUCGAGGUAUCGUAUUCACUGGUGAAUUGUAGUGAGCUGAACACAAUCAAUGAACGUUCUACCCAGUUGCAGAGCUGCUUGAGUUCUGUCCUUGCAUACCAAGAAACAUGUGUGGAUAGUUUUGAAGACCAUAGCAUCAUUAAGCCUUCGAUGAGAAAGGAGAUGGUUGAUGCCAGCCAUCACAUCGACAAUGCUCUGGCUAUCCUUUCUACACUGUCCAAUAUCCCCAAGUCCUAUAAAUCCGACUAUCAUUCCCCCCAGAAUUCUCGCCGGCUUCUUUCUCUUGGUGAUGGUGGAUAUCCCACAUGGUUCUCUGCUGCUGACAGAAAACUUUUGGCUUUGCAAGAUAAUGGCAUGAUUAAACCAAAUGCUGUUGUGGCUCUAGAUGGUAGUGGACAAUUCAGGAACAUUAGUGCAGCCCUUGCUGCGUAUCCCAAACGCCUAAAGGGUCGAUAUGUUAUCUAUGUCAAGGGUGGAGUCUAUCAUGAGCACGUUACUGUCACCAGGAAACAACCUAAUGUUUUCAUUUAUGGUGAUGGACCCAAAAAGACCGUCGUCACAGGAAAAAGGAGCUCCGCCAGUGGUGUACACACAUGGAGGACUGCUACAUUUGCGGCUGAAGCUGAUGGGUUUAUCGCCAAGUCAAUAGGAUUCGCAAACACUGCAGGUCCUGGGGGGCGCCAUGCGGUAGCACUCCGAGUGGAUUCAGAUAUGUCAGCUUUCUUCAAUUGCAGGAUGGAUGGCUAUCAAAACACAUUGUUCUACCAAGCCAAACGCCAAUUCUACAGGAAUUGUGUUAUUUCCGGCACCGUAGAUUUCAUCUUUGGUUAUGGUGCAGCAGUGAUUCAGAACUCCUUAAUCAUCGUCAGGAGGCCAAGGUCAAACCAAAAGAACAUAGUGACUGCAGAUGGCAGGAAAGAACAGCAUGCGACUACUGGAUUGGUCAUCCACAACUGCAGGAUUGUCCCUGAGAAGAGGCUAGUCCCUCGCAGGUUCAAGAUCCCAACAUACUUAGGCAGGCCCUGGAAGCCAUUCUCCAGGACUAUUGUGAUGGAGUCUCAAUUGGCAGAUUUCAUUCAGCCAGAGGGAUGGAUGGCUUGGGCUGGAUUUUUACACCUUGACACUUUGUACUAUGCUGAGUACGCCAAUACUGGCCCUGGAGCCAAUACUAAUAGCAGAGUCGAGUGGAACAAUUUCCGUGUCAUUGACAGGAACGAGGCCCUUCAAUUCACUGCUGGGGGAUUCCUUCAUGGAGCUGAAUGGAUAAAGGAAGCUGGAGUGCCCGUCUUGCUUGGAUUGCUACGUUGA